AUGAGCUCUUCUUUGAGAAUCCGUUCCUUCAGCAUCGACGGUUGCGAUAUUCCCUUCUCCGAGUCUGGGAACACGUCGAGCAUCACAACAACUUCCGCAAACGAACCGAAUACUGGGCUUUCGUCUGCAACGAUAGGCGGAAUUGCUGCUGGCAUCACUUGCGGUGUGGCCUUGAUUGCAGCCGCGAUAUUUGCAUAUUGGUUCAGGCGGCGGCGCCUGAGAGCCACGCCUUCCGUCUCGGCAGAUAGCCACGGUCAUCCACCAAAUCAGCCAGCAGAGCUUCUUGGAGAGCAGAUCUUCGAGCUCAGCUCUCCGCGGGGAUUGGAAAUGCCAGCUGCAAAGGAGAAGCAGGAGAUGGCUACGAAGUCAAGCGUAGCCGAGUUACGCUCGAAGAGCUCGGUUCGAAUCGUCUUGCCGCAGGAGCUUGAAGGAGACCACCCCCAGACAUGA
Ramularia collo-cygni is the source of this 450-nucleotide messenger RNA. RefSeq lists its product as uncharacterized. The record is from RefSeq and is a predicted model, not a curated record. The transcript has a single exon. Lineage: Eukaryota; Fungi; Ascomycota; Dothideomycetes; Mycosphaerellales; Mycosphaerellaceae. The coding region runs from base 1 to 450 and encodes 149 amino acids.